AUGACAAAAUGUACAUGGUUGGGAUGGGAUGUUGAUAACCGAAUUAGAAUAUCGAGUCCCCAUUUAGAGACCUUGGUGUUUCAUACCCCUCGCCUCGUUACUAGUAGUGGCAUAAUGAUCCAUGCUCCCAACCUUGUUUGCUUGGGUUACAGGGGUGAUGCUGCAGACGCGUAUGAUUUGUCCAAUUUCGGGUCACUCAACCGAGCAAAUGUUCGUCUCCGAGCCAUCGAUGCAGUUCCAUCGGAUUCUAAGCGUCAACAGAUAUGGAACCUCUGGCGAGUGCUUUCCAACGUAACGGUUCUUACUAUUUCAGGCCCAACCCUUGAGGCCUUAUCAUAUUCAGCCCGUGACGUGCCAAAAUUUCCAAACCUCGCCAGAUUCGAGGUGACAUCCGACUUUAAACACUUUGCACAGGAAGCACUUUUGCUGUUGCUCUUGGAUGCGCCUAAUCUCAGCUCUAUGGUUUUGCACCAGUUACCGUUCCUCGGUGCCGAUGAAGAAGACUCUCGGGUUUGGGUUCAACAAAGGGCAACCCACCAUCAAUUUGCACAACUCAAGUCUUUCACAAUCAACAGCUUAUAUGGUGACCAGAACGAUCUCGACAUGUUAAAGCUUAUCCUAAGUAAUUCACCCAUAUUAGAAGACAUGAUUCUCGCUUUUCCUCAAGAACUUGAACCAGAUCCAAUAUCAGAACUUGAGGUAACUAAGAAAAUAAGCGAGUUCCGAAGAAGUUCCCCGCUUUGUGCUGUGCGGUUCAAGGGUUAA
This is a messenger RNA of Papaver somniferum (opium poppy), 765 nucleotides long. RefSeq names its product putative F-box/LRR-repeat protein At3g59160. Bases 1 to 765 code for a protein of 254 amino acids. Lineage: Eukaryota; Viridiplantae; Streptophyta; Magnoliopsida; Ranunculales; Papaveraceae. The record is from RefSeq and is a predicted model, not a curated record. The transcript is spliced from 2 exons.